Molecule: messenger RNA, 3321 nt
Organism: Scatophagus argus
Lineage: Eukaryota; Metazoa; Chordata; Actinopteri; Scatophagidae
Gene: dlk2
Product: delta-like 2 homolog (Drosophila)
Exons: 5
Coding region: 1436-2806 (456 amino acids)
Biological process (GO): heterophilic cell-cell adhesion; establishment or maintenance of epithelial cell apical/basal polarity
Cellular component (GO): protein-containing complex; plasma membrane
Molecular function (GO): Notch binding; calcium ion binding
Source: RefSeq, a predicted model, not a curated record
UUUAGUUUUGCUGGUUAGAAGUCACAAUAUUUGCUGCAGUGACAUCAAUGCACUCAUGGAAACGCUUUAAUUAUUGGCUGUAGUCUCUGCUUGCUAACAUUAGCUUCUAACACCCAUUUCAGCACACUCUGAAUGGAGACUUUGACCACAGGGAAACAAAUAUAGGUUACAAAAACAGGGUUGGUCUCUGCUCUCAUUUGUUGUUUGUUGUAGGACCACAGUGUAACGCACUGUCUCCAUGACAACAGUCUAUUUCCUGUUUCCAUGACUCGUGAUGUCGACGAGUGAGAUAUCUCAGAGGGUCAGAAAGUACAGUAAAGAUGAACUUCCUGUUUCACUUUAGGUCUCUGCUCAGCACUGGCACAGUUUUUAUUUUCUAGCUUGUGACUUCAGUUUUUGUUCCUUCGUGUCAGGUGAAGAGAUUCACUCGCUGAUUCUGAGUGGACCUUCAGUUUAAGGUCGAGUUGUGGACACAGCGCGUGUCGAGUUCAUGUAAAAUCCUGCUGGACUGCAUCAUGUGUGUCUGGUCAGUGUUUCGGUGUGUGAUAAACCUGGAUCAGAUUUCACAACACUGAUUGCAGCAGGUUGUCCCGUCUGUUCAACGGUGCAGAUGUGUCAGAAACGUCCCACAUCAAAGACUCACAGAUCAGUGCUGGAGUCAUUUAUCGUCUGUCAGCUGAUCAGGUUUCAGAUAUGUUUGAUCCAUCGAGGAGAUGAGCGGGAGUCUCAGGUUCGCACACAUUUCACAGACGCCUUCAGAAAGCUUUGAUGUCCACAAAGAUCUGAUCUGAGGUCUGUUUUCAGCUGCUGAAAGGGCUCUGAUUAUCAGAAUGUGUGAACAGCUUCUGGCCUCCACCUCCUCCUGAGGGAAAGUCUGCUCUGAGUCUGCCGAUGGGCAGCUCUGAACACGACUCCAGAACCAGAAAACACGAGCUGAAAGUCAGCGUGAAGCUCCAUGCAGACGAGAGGAGCUGCAGAUUCGGGUGAUGGUUCACUAGCAGAGACACCAGCACACUGUCAGCUCACACUCUUCAUAUAAAAAUAUUCAUUAGACACUUUAUCUCCAAUGGGAUCUACUUCUGUCUGAAAUCUCUUCUAUACACACUCUUCUGAAAUGGGGUCUAAAUUUCUGUUUCAUUAAUGCACAAACACUGAACCGAUGACUGAAACAUCUUUUCACUCACAAAAAUCAGUUCACAUCAGACCGAAGCUGCCUCAUGAGAAAACAGUAAAAUGACUCACUGUGUAAAAGGCCUUCUUAUCUCAGCAGAGCUUCCUGUCAGUUUGGUUUGAUGAAAACAUUGGACCUCAGGGAGUAAGAAGCAGGAAGGGUUGGCUUAAAGCGUGCAGUGUGAACACAGCCUGUCUGUUAACAGCUGAUCCUGGAGCAGCUCUGAUUUAUGUCUCUCACACCUGGUUCAGACCUUUGAUCGGGAUGAUGACAGCUCGAGACGCCCUGCUGAAGAUGCCGCUGAGCGAGCCGGCGUCUCCGUCUCACCUUUCAGGAGUCGCCAUGUGUUUAUCUACUGCUGACAAACUGACUCCAGGUCAGAGACCAACGCGUCUGUUUCUUCUGUUUCAGGUCCUCGUCGUCCUUGCGGCCGCCGACAUGUCUUCAGCCAGAGCUGCAGCCGUCCUUCUGCUGAGCUACUGUGUCCUCGUCGUCCCGCCCUGCAGAGGUCAAGGAAGUGACUGCAGCUGUAAAGACACCAACAGUCGCUGUGACGAGUCGGGAGUCUGCAGGUGUGACCCCGGCUGGGACGGCGAGCGUUGCGAGCGCUGCGUGCCGAUGCCCGGCUGCCUUCACGGCUCCUGUGAGCAGCCCUGGCAGUGCAGCUGCGAGCCGGGCUGGGGAGGCCGCUUCUGCGACAAAGACCUGUUCGUGUGCUCGCAGCGGCCGCCGUGUCAGAACGGAGCGACUUGUGUGAUGGAGGACAGCGGCGAAUACACCUGUGUGUGCCCUGAAGGUUUCCACGGCCGAGACUGUCAGCUGAAGACGGGACCGUGUCACCAGAGGAGGUCUCCCUGUAAAAAUGGCGGACUGUGUGACGACGCUGACGGCUUCGCGGCAGAGUUUACGUGUCGCUGCCUGGCCGGCUUCACGGGGCCACGCUGUGAGACUGACGUGGACGACUGCCUGAUGAGGCCGUGUGCUAACGGCGCCACCUGCCUGGAUGGCAUCAACCGCUUCUCAUGCCUCUGCCCCGCCGGUUUCACCGGACGCUUCUGCACCAUCAACCUGGAUGACUGCGUCAGCCAGCCCUGCCUCAAUGCCGGCCGCUGCCUCGACCGUGCCGGUGGCUUCCACUGCGUCUGCCAGCCUGGCUACACCGGAGCCAUCUGUGAAACGGCGCCAAGGGGCCACGAAGACCGCGAGCCGGGGUGGGAGGGAGUAGACGGCGGGGUCAGAACUCACCUGACCACUGGGGCUAAGAACCAGAGGAACAGCAUCACUGUCAGCAGUAACAGCAGUCGCCAUGACAACUGGCUUCUUAAAGUGACAGUGAGCGAACGCGGCGCCACCGGCCUAUCGGAGGACCAGCUCAUCAUCCUGCUGGUGCUGGCGGGGAUGACGCUCGGCGUGGUGGUGAUGACUGCUGUCUUUGUACUGCAGGGUCGCUGCAGGAGCUGUGGCCACACCCCUUGCUGGGUGCUGACAUCAUCUCCAUCAUCUUCAUCAUCAUCAUCCCAGCAGAGAGGAGAGAAGAGCAACCGACGAGGGCGGCCAGACGAGCAGGAGUGUCGGAUCAGCUUCCUGAACGUAGCAGAAUCAGAGAAGAAGAAACUGAACAGUGACGUCAUAUAGACGGGGUCAGAGGUCACCUGACAGCCUCACCUGUCUCAUGGUCACAUCUGUGUACACCAUGUCCACCUGCUGAUGUUUGUAGUCCACCAAUUUAUCAAACAGCAGGGACUUUCACACAUUCUUCUUCCUCAUUGCCUGCGUUACCCACAAUGCACCUCCCCCACCAACAGCUGUGUGAGAUUGUGGUGAGUUAGUGGCAGCUAAUGGAAAGAGCUGCAUAGGUGAUGCUGACUUCAUACUGCUGCUGAUGGACAUUUUACAGAACAUAGCAGAAACAUCUGGGAAAACCUGGAGAUACCUGGAAACACCAGGAAAUGUCUGGAGAUACCUGGAAACAACACCUACUGACUGGAGUCCAGCUUUAAAGCGACAGUAACUGAUGAAGGUGUGAUGUUGUACAGGAUGUACAGAACAUUUUGCACACCUUAUUCUUCAUUUAAAUUAAUUUUACUUUUUGACUGUGUGCUGUAAGCUUCACUAACAUCAAACUUUAACAUGACAUUUCUGGAAUCUGA